Molecule: messenger RNA, 327 nt
Organism: Dovyalis caffra
Lineage: Eukaryota; Viridiplantae; Streptophyta; Magnoliopsida; Malpighiales; Salicaceae
Source: the annotation of a GenBank genome assembly
AUGGAUCCUUCAAAGCAGGAUGGAUGUAGUGCAACACAUAUAUUCAAAGCUCGCCCUCUGAAUAAGAAGAUCUUCUCAAGUAGAGGAGAAAUGGGUGUUUUUCGAAAUAGCAAGCGGGAAACCACAGUGCCAAUGGAAUUUAAUUUUCAUACGGAGAAGAGGUUUCAACAUAAUCCACCCAUAGAUCUUUUCAGUAAGAUGGUGCAUUUGGUGAAAGAAAGGCAAUCUAUGUUUGAUGGAAAGCAGCAGAUUCAAUAUGGGAGCAAUGUGGGCACCAAUGAAGUCGGAAACCAAUUGAGUAGGAGGGAGUGGGAGUAUGAUGGGUAA